Mytilinidion resinicola is the source of this 1253-nucleotide messenger RNA. Its product is annotated as NAD(P)-binding protein. The transcript has a single exon. The record is from RefSeq and is a predicted model, not a curated record. Bases 127 to 1080 code for a protein of 317 amino acids. NCBI's taxonomy places the organism in Eukaryota, Fungi, Ascomycota, Dothideomycetes, Mytilinidiales, Mytilinidiaceae.
CCCCACUACGUAAGCAACCAAUGAUCUACUCCACAUUUAUAUAUCUAGAACGCCCCCUACAAAUCCCAACUUAUACCCGACCAACCUCCCAUUCUGCCCCAAGAUACACCAAAUUGCGCCACAAAAAUGCUCGCUUUAACCUCCGCAACCGGCAAACUCGGCUCCGCCGUCAUCUCCUCCCUCCUCUCAGACUUCAACAGCAUCAUCCCUCCCUCUGACCUGGUGAUAUGCACGUCCUCGGACCCCCUAUCCCCUCAAUUCGCCCCCCUCGCCGCAAAAGGCGCCACAAUCCGCCCCAUGACCUACGACUCCCCCGCCAGCAUGGUGUCCGCCUUCGCCGGCUGCACCGCCCUCUUCCUCGUCUCCUCCCCGCGCAUCUCCAUGGACUUCAACGCGGCGCCCCCAGGCCAGGGCCGCGAAGCCCACCACAUGGCCGCCAUUGACGCCGCGCGCAAAGCCGGCGUGCAGCACAUUUACUACAGCAGUCUAGCAUUUGGGUUCAAGGCGGGAACGCCCAUGGACACGUCCCUCGCCAGCGUCAUGACGGCCCACCUGCGCACCGAAGCCUACCUCGCCUCGCUAACGGACAUCAGCUACACGAGCGUCCGCGAGGGCCUGUACAGUGAGUCCUGGCCGCUCUACCUCGGGUACUACGAGCCCGAGCACGACGACAGGGCUGAGAUUGUCGUGGCGGGCGACGGGAAGAUUAGCUGGACGAGCAUCGCGGAUAUGGCGUUCUGCACGGCGGCGAUUUUGGCGGCGCCGAGGGAGGAGUGGGCGGGGAGGAUGUGCUAUCUGUCACAGCGCAGGGCGUUGACGCUGGAGGAGGUUGCGGGGGUGGUGGGGAGCGUGAAGGGGAGGAAGAUAGGGUUGAAGGUGGUGGGGAGGGGGGAGUAUGAGCGGUAUUAUGUGGAGGAGCGGGGACGGGAGGGGGACGCGGUGAGGUGGUGGAGUAGCACGUAUGCGGCGUUGGAGGCGGGGGAGUGUGAGGUUGAGCAGCCGUUGUUGGAGGAUAUGUUGAGGGAGGCCGGGAAGGUGCCGAAGAGGCUGGAGGAGACUAUUAAAGAGAUGCUUGCUUGAUUGGAGUUCAUGGGGCUUUUUUGGGAAAGGUCGGUGUUUGACGGUUGAGGUAGCGAGUAUACUGCAAGACAAAUAUAUUCCUGAUCUUUGUUGUUUGUGUUGGAGAUUGAUGCCGUCGCCCUUUACAUCUUUUUCCAGUCAUUAGCAUUCUCCCACGCGUACGCAACCUUCAG